AUGGCUAUUCGGAGUUUCCGACGUAAACAGGUCCCUUCGUGGAGAUUUCACCCCGUGCCGCUGCUGCUGCUGUUGCUACUGCUUCUUCCCUUUCUCUACGCUGCCCAAGUGACGACGGCGGUGGUGACGAUAAGUCAUCGUUGCAUUCAUGCCGACGCGAGGCUCCAAGAGCACAUUCACACCAAUUGGGGGACCUUGUCUCAGUCUUACAGCACAGAUGAAGGGGGAAUGGUCCCAAGACAUCUAAAUGAACGACAUCAAGAGCGUACAAAAUGGACAUCACCAGUGCUUGGGGGCAAAUCACAGUUAAUACGCCUAAAUCUCGAGCGAGACGGACAGAGAUCAGCAAACAAGAAGGGUGAGCGCACAAAGGGCAAGGUAAAGGAGACCACCGCAAAAUGGGAGCCGAUUCGCAUCGUCGUCGACACGAGUCAUCUCACAGAUCCAAAGAAGAUAUGCACAGCUGUGGGUCAGGUGAGACCGGAUUUCAUGGGGUCUACGCAUACCUGCACGGCGCAGGACAUCAUGACAGUGGAGAAGUUAUGGUUUAUCGAAAAUAUUGCUUUACCGCUUGCUUUGUAUCGUACCCAGCGGCUUUUUAACGUCAAUCCCGUUCAAGGGCCCCUAUUGGUGAGUCCAGGCGUCUGUGGGCCGGAUGUGACUGUCUCAGAUGACCACAUAUCCGUUGGUGUGGCAGAUGCCGAUAUGAUUCUCUACGCUCACGCGGGUGGCAUGGGCAGCUCAACGACAUCUGGUGUAGCGGGAACGGUUGCAUGGGCAGGCGCCUGCACACUCGACCAAUUCGGGCGUCCAGUGGUGGGGCAAAUCAACUUUGUACCGUCUUUCAUUGAGUGGCAAGUUUCGGGCUGGGAAUACGAAUACUACGUCCGCGUUGUUAUGCACGAGAUGUUCCAUGCGUUGGGGUACACUCCAACCAUUCUGAAUACCAUGGUCAACGUGAGCAAACGCAGGGGCAAGAAGGUGAAAAUUGUAACCGCUCCCGCCGUUGUCUCCGCUGCUAGAAAACACCUUGGAUGUCCCACACUGGACGGUGUGGAGUUGGAGGAUGAGGGAGGAACUGGCACCGCCGGCACGCACUGGGAACGCAGGCAGUGGAUGGAUGAGCUCAUGGCGGGGGUACCGUCCCGCUCAGCAAUAUCCGAGCUUUCUCUUGCUUUUUUUUCGUCCACCAGUAUUUACACAGUGAAUAUGCAAUACGCCGAGCCGAUGGGAUGGAGCCACAACGCCGGUUGCGCCUUUGUUGAGGAAGCAUGCACGGCAAAUGCGACAGCCAUGGGAGUGAUGUGGUGCAAUGAGUCCGUAAGAACACAGGCAUGUACUUACGACCGCACCGAGGUGGGGAUCUGCGACGUUGGUAUAGUUUUGGGGUUGCCUCCAUACUUCCAGUACUCUCCCGACAAUCCCUUUUUUGGUGGUCUUACCCCACUAAUGGACUUUUGUCCUGUAGUGGUGGGGUACGUCAACCGUCAGUGUCGAGAUCCUUCACAGGCCAGCGACGAUGACAGCAUCUAUGGUCUCUACUUUGGUCCCCAAAGUCGCUGCGUCCCCACCACAAACAUGAUGCGCAUUGGAUUCGUAUUUGAGGAUUCAUCACCGCGGUGCCUCCGUGUGCGUUGCCAAAUGGGGACACGAUUAGAAAUCUUUCUGGGUCACAGCUGGUUGUCGUGCCCUAGCGACGGUAGCGCUGGGGAUAUCUCUAUUCCACUUUCCUCGGGAUUCAGUGGAAAAAUUCACUGUGAACGUGCAGAGUUGGUUUGCUCCCCAGAGCUCUUCUAUAACCCUAACGCGAGAGUGAGCGAGCUGGGCCCAGCACGGGAGUACGCCCUGGAUGUGGUAGUUGUUCUCAACACAACGGCAAGUGGCGCAAAGGUAAUCUCGGCAGACGUUUUGGGCCGUAUCGCUGUUCAGGCAGAAAGUUUCUUCUUUGUCGAUCUUCAACAGGACAUCGCGGAUUUGUGUUCGUACGACCUUGGUGCUGGCAGUGUUCGAAUGCUGCCGGAGCACGCCUUUGCAUCCAUUGAUGGUGGUGGUGUGGUGGUGUACUUUCAGUUGGGUGUUAUGGCGGGAAUGGGCGGAACAAAGUUGGACAUCGUGCGUGCGGAGUGCGGUGCCGCUCUGGCAGUAGGAAGUGUUAUGAGGCGUAUUGGCGCGCACGUCACAUUGGCGUCAGACGUCGCGUCAACAACGACAGUGACGGCGUCUGAGAUUCUUCCAGAUGCAAAGAUUGUUGAUGGCUUUACCUCACUCCAACAGCUUGUUUCUCUGGGUGACGUCACACUUCACUGCGGCGGCGAUCUUUCAGGUGUCCCUUCGCUGGCGAAUGGAAGUGUGACGGCGUUAUUGGCAACUGCUGCAAAGGAAGACAUCUCCAAGUUAAUCCUUGUGACAGCAAACCUUGUCCAGGUGCGGGGGGUACGGAUCUCCGGACCCUCCGAGCUGGUGCUCAGCGCAACUGUCGCCUUUCCCCCCGCUGUAGACGAUGCAGGGGGCGUGGACGAGAUCCUGCACUUCUGGUCGCGUCGGCUCACCGAGGCCCUGGCGAGCGCGUCGCCCUUCCCUCUUCUGACGUCAGCAGUCGCGUUGCUCUCCAAAGGCGCACCUGUCAGCCUCGCCGAUGGAACGCCAGAGAAUGCCCUUACGCUGAGGUCUGCAACUGUGGGACAGACACAGCCAGAAUCUAGCGGUGACCCCCGCUGUGCAGUGAAGUUUACGGGCUGCUUUCCCGUUCAGAUAGUGGUACUCGCCUUUAUUAUCCUUAUCGCGCUAACAUUGAUUAUCAUAUUUGUUGUAGCGUUUCUGUGCCCGAAAUUGGCAAGGCAUGCUUCGGAAGAGAAAGUAUACAGUCUUGUAGUGCCCCUUCAGCCAAAAGAUGUGUGA
Trypanosoma grayi is the source of this 2898-nucleotide messenger RNA. Its product is annotated as surface protease GP63. The transcript has a single exon. Lineage: Eukaryota; Euglenozoa; Kinetoplastea; Trypanosomatida; Trypanosomatidae. The record is from RefSeq and is a predicted model, not a curated record. Gene Ontology annotation, cellular component: membrane; cytoplasm. Gene Ontology annotation, molecular function: metalloendopeptidase activity. Bases 1 to 2898 code for a protein of 965 amino acids. Gene Ontology annotation, biological process: cell adhesion; proteolysis.